This is a messenger RNA of Melitaea cinxia (Glanville fritillary), 3401 nucleotides long. Its product is annotated as dual serine/threonine and tyrosine protein kinase-like. The coding region runs from base 15 to 3341 and encodes 1108 amino acids. Lineage: Eukaryota; Metazoa; Arthropoda; Insecta; Lepidoptera; Nymphalidae. Gene Ontology annotation, molecular function: ATP binding; protein kinase activity. The record is from RefSeq and is a predicted model, not a curated record. Gene Ontology annotation, biological process: protein phosphorylation. The transcript has 22 exons.
GCACAUGGGCCUGCAUGGCUGGUGGGGCGUGGCGUCGGGGCGCGGGGCGCGUCCGAACCCUUCGUCUUCUCUUACGAGACACAUCUCGUGCGCUCGGUGAUGUCCAGGAUAUUUUGGACUAUGAUCCUGAAAUACAGAAUGUUGUCCAAGAACUCACAAACCAGGCCGCCCGCCCAACCGCCCUGGUGAUCUUGGGCUGUUCUCCAUCAGCUCGAGCGAGGUUAUUAAACUGCAUUCUAGGCAGACGGCUUUUUCCUGAGUCUCUGCCUAGAGGAUGCAGAUGGAUUCGUAUUCAAUAUGGAUCAUCAACCCAAGUUCAUCUAACGGUCGGUAACUCUGAGUUUGAGUUAGUUGAUGAGUUGGAGUGUAAUAGGACUCAAUGCGAAACAUUGCCAGUACAGGAUCUCCUCCGCCAAGACAACGAUGUAGGUACAACGUUGGAAAUCGAAAUAAAUGACUCGUUUCUAAAAGACGGUCUUAAAAUUAUCGUUCCACCAGACAUUGGCGAAGAUCCUGGUACAGCUAAUUAUUUAACACUAAAACAACUGCACACCGAAUUGUACAAAAAAAGAAACAGAAUCCUAAAAUCCUGUAGUCCAGUGUAUCUCUAUGCUUUGGACAAAAUUGGUCGGAAUGUAUUUAGUGAGAAUAUUAUGUCUAAAAUGAAUGUUUCUAAGAGCGAAGAGGACUUCUGGUCGACGUUUAAUUUGUAUUAUAUGACUAAAGUCGAAGUUGAUAAGGAUGAUAAGGCUGAAGAGGAAGCUAGCGAAGUUUGGUAUGAGGUCGACGACUCUGCGGUUUUUAGUUCCGAGAACUGUCUAGACCUUCACCAGGCGAAGGAAAUCGACAUCAACGCCCAGUUUCAUUUCGUCCUCUUUUCUUCAAGCAAAGCAGAAGAUAAGAGACGGAACACUAUCAGCGAGGCGACUGAGUCCACUGAACUGUGUAAUACCGAGGAGUUACCGGAAUCAGACCAGGGUCUCAUGAAAGAUGGGCAAACUGAGCAGAGCAGCACAGCGAAUAGAAGACUGCACGAAGAACAAACGGCGUUCAUGAAUGAACUGUUGGACCAGUGGGAACUAAUUACAAACCCACCUCGAAAACACCACGUAAAAAGCCAAUGGUCGAUCAUAAACGAUAUUGAAAUACUAAAGAAUAAAGAAAAAGAAGAUCACAAGAGAAAGAAGGAGACGGACAGUGAUAGAACGAUCAAGAGCAGGAGCUCGUUGCUGAACACCGUUUUGAAGUUUGCGACUGAAUGCUCUCAAAGUUACUUAUUGGAUCAGUGCACUAAGCUGAGUGAGGUUCACGUGAAAUUGCUACAGCAGUUUCUGCUGGCGUCGUUCGAUAUGGCGCGAGAGCUGCAAGUAGUUCCGAAGAAAAUACAGUAUGUGGCGAGGCAGGAACAGCAGCUGUACGAGACAAUAAGUGAAAAGUUUUCCGAAGGCGAAAAGAAACAGGAGUUGUUGAAGAUAAUGCAGGAGGUGCUUCAAGAGAUGAAGUCGGAGAUUAUCAACAUGGACUGGAGUGUCGACGAUCUCCCGUGUCAUCAAGACAAACGUUUUUCAAUAUCGAACUCGGUGUUUUACUCAUCGAGGGCUACAGUUGCUCAAGAGAAUGCGGAAGAGGCCGCUACCAUCGAUUACAACUUCGACGACUACGAGAUUAUCGACUUUGCGGAUGAUAGUCUUUGUAGGAGUGAAGUCCAAGAGGGGACUAGGGUAAGUUUCUUGGUACGUUCGAUGUUACAGAGGGUUGCAUCCCCCCCACCGCCGGAUAUCCGCGUAGAGAACGAGACGGAGCUCAGUUCUCUGUCCAGUGGCUGGAGCCCGCGCUGCGCCUCCGUGUCCACGAGACAGGCCUCGCUGGACGUUCAGCGCACCGUUCUUUCAAAGUUGAGUCGGAAGAUCAGUCUGAAGCUCGUCAGUUUCGUGGACUGUCUGAAGGAGACGUACUUUGGGACGUUACAGCGCUGCUUGGAGUCCUUGGAGGGCUGGUGUCGACACGAGCUGGGUGGUCGGCCGGCCACGGAGGCCAUGAGGCAACUACUGUCAGUGGCUCGGCAGGUGGACCUAACACCCUGCGCGUCUUUUUCGCUACUGGCAGACUUAAUGGACUCGCUGCGGAGGUUCUUUUACAGACUGCGCCUGUCCGGCGGCGAGGCGGGCGACUGCUGCGCGCUCAGCCCCGCGUGGCGGAGGCGGGCGGCGCUGCACUGCGCGCACAGCCUGGCGCCCGCGCGCCUGGCGCGGCUCAUCUCGCUGCAGAUUUUAGAAAGAUUGAGCGUGGCUCACGAGAGGUAUCAAUCAGCGCUUGCAUCGCUUGAAGCCGCUUUAGCGAAUCGCUUACACCAUACAGAGGAUGUAAAACUAGCUAUAAGGAAGAAAUAUGCGCCGGCAUUUGCGCGUCUAUGUCUCGAGAGUACGUCGAUGUGCGAUCUGUUGAUGUACGGAACACCUGAGCUCGGUCGAGAGAUCGGUCGCGGCCAGUAUGGCGUGGUGUACGCGGCUCGGGGCUCGUGGGGGGGACAUUCCCCUGUUGCGGUGAAGUCUGUGCUGCCGGCCGAUGAGCGACACUACCACGAGCUCGCCAUGGAGUUCUUUUAUACCAGGAGCAUCCCCGCGCACCCCCGCAUCGUGCGGCUGCUGGGCUCUCUGGUCCAGCGGGUGGGCGGCGGCCCGCCCGGCGUGCUGCUGGUGUCGGCGCGGCGCGCGCGCGACCUGCACGCCGCCGUGCGCGCCGGCCUUUCCUUCGCGAGCCGCAUGCGCGUCGCCGUCGACAUCGUCGAGGGCAUCCGCUACCUGCACUCGCUGGGGCUGGUGCACCGCGACGUGAAGCUGCAGAACGUGCUGCUGGACGCGCGCGCGCGCGGCGCGCUGGCCGACCUGGGCUUCUGCGCCGCCGCCGCGCUGCUGUCGGGCUCGCUGGUGGGCACGCCCGCGCACAUGGCGCCCGAGCUGCUGGCCGGCGCCUACCGCGCGCCCGUCGACGUCUACGCCUUCGGCAUCCUCUUCUGGUACUUAUGUGCCGGACAUAUCAGACUACCGGCGGCGUUUGAAUCGUUCCAGAAUAAAGAACAACUGUGGAGCAAAGUAAAACGAGGCCUUCGCCCCGAGCGUCUUCCCCACUUCUCCGACGAAUGCUGGGAGGUUAUGGAGUCUUGCUGGGCCACAGAGCCCUCACAGCGAGCCCUAUUGGGCGACGUACAACCAAAACUUGAGGCUAUCCUACAAAAAGCCCUUGAGGAAGAUCAGGGGUCGCUUGCCUAUGAACAAACGGAAGAUAGGUCGGAUGAAAGUCUAGAUAUGACUGAUUUACACGUCGAUAGGUGGCGCGAGUGAAUGAUUUCGUUCGAUCUUUCGUUUAUUGUAAUUGAACAAAAUUAAAUGGAACUCGGGUCA